Molecule: messenger RNA, 483 nt
Organism: Ostertagia ostertagi
Lineage: Eukaryota; Metazoa; Nematoda; Chromadorea; Rhabditida; Trichostrongylidae
Source: the annotation of a GenBank genome assembly
AUGAGUACCCACCUAGGUUGCAAUACUCAAAUACUCAACUGCAUAAUUGGCGAGAAUUGUUUGAUUGGCGCCAACUGUCGUAUUGAGGAGUCAGUGUUGGGUGACGAAGUUUCGAUAGCCGAUGGCACCCAUGUGCAGAAGCAGUCUGUGAUUUCGGCAAAGGUCACAUAUCCUCACGAUCUUGGAGUGGCAUCAAAUGUUGCCAUCUGUUCAGGCACUCCUCAUGAAGACUUUGAAGAGGCAAUUCAUUGUGAGGAAGUGAAAGGUGUGUACAUAUGGUAUUUGUCAAAUGGGGGAUCGUUUUGGGCAACAAAUGGAAGAGUCGACUCCGGAAAUGCUAGCAUAGGGGAAGAAAAUGAAUCAGCCAUUGGAAGUGAUAGCGAGGGGGCAGAACCGGUCGAGUUAGAUGCUACGGGGCAGUUCUAUGAAGAAGUUGUGGAGAGCAUGGAGAGGAUUCAGGGUUUCGCAUUCAGCAAUCAACAA